This is a messenger RNA of Anthonomus grandis grandis, 543 nucleotides long. RefSeq names its product protein lin-52 homolog (gene lin-52). The transcript is spliced from 5 exons. Lineage: Eukaryota; Metazoa; Arthropoda; Insecta; Coleoptera; Curculionidae. Gene Ontology annotation, biological process: regulation of DNA-templated transcription. The record is from RefSeq and is a predicted model, not a curated record. The coding region runs from base 74 to 466 and encodes 130 amino acids. Gene Ontology annotation, cellular component: DRM complex.
AAAGGUCGCUUGGCAUCUGGGAUAUUAGACGUUAGUGACGGGAGCUGUCAAAAAUUGUUGGUUUCACUGAACGAUGGCGUCCGAGAAACCCGGGAGCAUUGAAAGAGGUGGUGACGAACUCCUCGAAAACCUGCAGGAUUUUGGAAACAGCCUUUUAGCGAUGGAAAACAUGGACCGAUCCUCUCCGGAAAUGUGGCCGGAAAAAGUGCCUGGCGUAACCGAUUUUAUAAACAGUUACAACAGCACGCAUAUUCCACCAAAGAUGCCAUAUUCCAAGGAAAUGAUGGAGGAGGAUCGAAUUUAUAUACAACAAUUAGCAAGUCUCCCAGCCUCAAGCCUGAUAGCAAAAGUAAAAGAGCUACACGACAUUGCUUAUCAAUUAGGAGUAGAAGAGUCCAAAGAAAUUUCCAGAGGAAAAUGUCUUAAUAUUUUUAGAAAUAGCAAUAAGGAUAAAGGCGAGAAAUAAAUUAGUUUUAGACAUUCAAGACUGUGAUUUUGUUUUAAAUGUAUGUUUAGGAAAUAAAUUUAAUUUAUUGUUUAUAA